AGUCAACAUCACAAACACCGCCAGAUAAGUUUAGAAUUGCUAGACUUUAAAAAUGUUUAUGAAUUGUGCGAGAUGUAUCUUUUACCGGACGCCUUUUCGCCUAAAGCGCGCCACAAGGAUACUGCAGCAAAUAGCCUACGCGGAUAAGCAGAGAAUAUUCUGCACUACGCUCAUAACGGCAGCAUCCACAAAGUCCAACGCCUACGCACCCGAAAAAGCCUUGGACUUCGAGCAAACCUUUGCAGCGUUAGUUAAAAUGUUACGGAACGAGUGCGAGGAGUGUCCCGAAGUUGGCGAACGUCUCUCCAAAUCGCUGGAGUACAACGUGCCGCACGGGAAGAAGCUCUUCGCGGCCGUCACCGUCGCGCUCUACAAGCAGAUCGAGGAUCCCGAUCGGUUGACCGACGAAAACGUGUUCCUGGCGAACAUAUUGGGCUGGUGCAUGCAGAUGGUGAUGAUACUGGCCCUUGUUUUGCACCGCGAUAGCAAUUUGUGGCGGUUUCAGGUACACACUUCCUCUCUGAUUUAUGACGAUCUUGAGGAUUCUUCGGAAACGAGACACGGGGCGCUUUGCUGGUACCUGCUGGAGGACGUGGGGAUACGCGCCGUAAACGAUGCACGUCUGGUGUUGAGCUGCGUUUACGCGAUCCUUAGAAGAUACUUCCGAGGGUCCCAUUGCUAUGUGCCCAUAAUGGAGUUGCUGCAGGACAGCGUUUCGAGGGUGACAAUGGGGCAGGCACUUGACCUCGCGUUGAAGAGUGGGGCAGUUGAGCUGGAUUCGUUCGAUAUGAAGAUGUACGACACGCUGGUUGAGUACAAGACCGCAUGCCUAUUCCGCGUCCCGGUUAUGCACGCGAUGUAUUUACGCGGCGGUUACGAGCCGGAGGUCUACAAGCAGGUGGGUGACAUCUUCUUUGAAAUCGGCAAGUACUACCAAGUGCAAAACGACUACCUGGAUUGCUUCGGACACCCAGACGUGACUGGUAACAAAGGAACGGAUAUUGAAACCGGCGCGUGUUCGUGGUUGAUAGUGCAGGCGGUUCAGCGUGCUACAGAGGUGGAAAGGGAACUGCUGAGAAAGAGCUACGGCCGACCGAACAAAGAGAGCGUAAUGGCCGUCCGUUGCAUUUACGAGGAGCUGGGUCUACGUCGCGCCUACGACGUCUACGAGAAGGAGACCUACAGUUUACUUCGCGGCGAGAUCGGGAAAGUUUCCGAUAACGCCCUUCGGCAGUUUCUCUGCGCUGUACUGGAGAGCAUCCACGGGCGAAACUCUUAGAAGAUAUUCAUGUACCUAAGUUAUUGUGUUGUGUUGCUGCUGUCCCACUACAAGAUGAACUUGAACUUAAAUGUUUACUAAACAUGAAGAUUAAAGUAAUCAAUCUACGUUUCUGUUUAGAUUGACGCAUCUGGUGUUGCGAUAACAGUCGGAUUAUGUCAGCAUUGCAACACAAACACUGAUAUCGCCAUGAGGAGAUGGCGUUAAGGUUAAAGUUGGACGACCCCACAAUAAUACGUUUCAAGAAGACUCACAAAGCACACCCAAACAAUAUUCGAGAAGGUGGUGCAGUGCACGGAGUAAGAUUUCUAGGAGACUCCGAGCAGGCUUCGAAAAGAUGUCGAAGAAACUCCAAGUUGAUCUCGAGAAGAUCUCAAAAUGACUUUGAUUAGUGUGAAUUUUACUGUCUGUGCUCCUGAUAUACCAUCUUUUAGGCAUAAUUUAUAUUUUUUUACGUUUCUG
Molecule: messenger RNA, 1741 nt
Organism: Photinus pyralis (common eastern firefly)
Lineage: Eukaryota; Metazoa; Arthropoda; Insecta; Coleoptera; Lampyridae
Product: farnesyl pyrophosphate synthase-like
Exons: 3
Coding region: 53-1279 (408 amino acids)
Biological process (GO): trans, trans-farnesyl diphosphate biosynthetic process
Cellular component (GO): cytoplasm
Molecular function (GO): (2E,6E)-farnesyl diphosphate synthase activity; dimethylallyltranstransferase activity
Source: RefSeq, a predicted model, not a curated record